Messenger RNA from Lasiosphaeria miniovina, 1047 nucleotides. RefSeq names its product arylamine N-acetyltransferase-like protein 1. The transcript has a single exon. Gene Ontology annotation, molecular function: acetyltransferase activity. The record is from RefSeq and is a predicted model, not a curated record. NCBI's taxonomy places the organism in Eukaryota, Fungi, Ascomycota, Sordariomycetes, Sordariales, Lasiosphaeriaceae. Bases 1 to 1047 code for a protein of 348 amino acids.
AUGUCCACCCUAAACGACUCGGCAUAUUCAGCCUCGCAAGUCGCAGAGUAUCUCGACGUGCUCGGCCUGCCUGCAUCGUUCCACCCCUCGGCCAACCCGGUGCUGGACCUCUCAUACCUCACCGCGCUGUUCGUCCACCAGGUCACCACCGUGCCCUACGAGAACCUCAUCAUCCACUACUCGCCGCAGCAUGAAGUCGUCCUCGACCCGCAGGCCCUCUUCGCCAAGAUGGUGACCAACCGCGCGCGCGGCCGCGGCGGCUACUGCAUGGAGACGUCAAUCCUGUUCAACCACAUGCUCCGCGCCAUCGGCUUCGACGUCUACACGGCAGGCGUACGCGUCCGCCCGCGCGACGCGAACAACGUGCCCUGCGCGGAUUACAUGGGCUACGUGCACCUGGUGAACAUUGUGACUUUGCCAGGCCCAUUAGCCGAGCCGGCGCAAAAGUACGCCCUCGACGUCGGCUUCGGCGGCGACGGCCCGACGCUGCCCAUGCCGCUGACGGCAGGGCUCGUGCACCACAACUCGAUCGGCACACAGGAGGUCCGGCUCGUGCGCGAGUUCCUGCCGUUCCAGCGGCGGCGGCGGCCAGGGUACAGCGGGGCCGGAGUCGAGACCGACGGCGAUGCGUCGCUGAUGCACUGGGUGUACCAGUACCGCAACGACGCGGACCGGCCGUGGGUCGCGUGCUACGCGUUCAGCGAGUUCGAGUUUGGCGAGGCCGACUUCCACAUCGUCAACUACUUCACAUCCAAAGCACCAACAAGCUUCCAGUCGUACACGCCAGUAGCAGUGCUAUUCCUGCGCGGCCAGGGCCAAGAGGGUAGGUCCAAGGUCGUCGGCAAGGUCAUGCUGAUCCACGGGCUCGUCAAGCGCAACGUCACGGGCCGCACCGAGCUGGCCGCCACGUGCGCCACCGAGGCCGAGCGCGUCGCCGCGCUGGCGGAGUAUCUCGGCAUCCGCCUCACGGCCGACGAGGCCGCGAGCAUUCGUGGGCGCGCGCCCGAGCUCGUUGGCGCUGGAAACCUAGCCGCCGCACUGAGCUAG